CAGCUCUCAUCUCAAGUCCGUUCUGUCGAUCGAGGCGAAAUUCUGUGACCCUUGACACCGGCGAUGGAUUUUCACCUCAUCGGUGCAGUUGGCAGAUGAUGUGAUUUAAUUAAAGCUUCAUUUGGAAAUUAAACACAUAUUAACACAAGACAAACAAUCAACUCGGUUUAGAAAGAUGAAAUAAUUUAAACACAGUUGUUUUGAGUGUUACAAGAUGGUAGUAACAGAUAUGGCUGCCAUUGUGACUUUAAAAGAUGCUCUUGGUGUUAAUCUUUAUAGUAAAGUGAGUGAAUUAACAUCAACAGAUGCUGGUAAAAUAACAGGAAUGUUGUUAGAGUGCAAAAAAGACCAGAUCCUUCGAAUGUUAGAAAAUAAGGAUGUAUUGAAAUUGUAUAUAGAAACAGCUCAAGAAACAUUGAAAUCCAGUUGUGAUAAUAAUGGUAUGAUAGAUGAUAAUAAUGGUAUAAUGGAUGAUGGUAUAAAAGAUCCAGAUGAUAAUAAAAGUACAAGUAGUAAUGAAUCUUUAGCUGAAGAACUUUAUGAUAAAAUUACUAAUAUUGUUGAUUGUGAUUUAAUGGCUGCCAAAAUAACUGGGAUGUUGUUAGAUCUAGAUUCUAGUAAACUGAAUGAUUUGAUGACAUCAGAAGAAGAAUUAAAAUUAGCUGUAGAGAAAGCAAGAACUGUUUUAUUAGAAACUAAAUCUGAAGAAUUCAACCCACAUGAAGAUAUAGCAGAUGAGAUUUAUACAAAUGUCGAGAAAAAAUACCCUGAGUUAGCACCACAAAUAACAGGAAUGUUGCUGGAGUUAGAUACAGACAUUUUAAAGGACUUGUUAACCACAACCAAAGAAUUAGACAAUCGUAUAGAAGAAGCCUUUAAUGUGUUAUCUAAAUCAGUUUCUUGACAGGGCUGCUCAAAUAUUAAAUAUAGAACACACUAUAUUUAUAUCUUCCAAAUACUUCCAUAUAUGUAUUUAGAAAUAUAUUUAAAUUCCAUUCAAUAUAAGCUCAAACUGAAAUGGCCUUUUUGUUAACACUGUUAAAAAGCAGUUUUUUUUUCAGAGUUAUGCCCCUUUGUGAAAAAACGUAGGGGGACACUCGAUUGAACGUUCUGUAAUUGAAUUCUCUCAAUCCCAAAAAUAGUGACAAUCAAAUGAAAAGCGCACACACCAACUGUAUAAGGAAAUAUCUCAACCAACCAUGGCAGCUGAAAUGUAGGCCUAUUUGUUGUGUUUACCUCCAUUGUUGGGACUGACAGAACUGUGACAGGACUGAAUUCCGCCUCACUUGAUUGCAAUACUGUCGAUUUGGGACGUUUCAGACUGACAAUAAAACAUCUGCCUUGUUGAUAAAACUAAUCUUCUGACAAGACAAACUACACCAAUAUUGCCAAAAAUAAACAACAAAUUUAAAUCUGAUUAAAACACAGAUCCUAUUUCGUUUCGUUUUUUCAUAGUUCAAAAUUUGGUUUUACUUGUCUUUACUACACUAGGAUCUGGAAGAGUUGUUAUAUAGCAGACGUUCUAGUUGAUGUGAGGAAUUAGCCAAAGAAACGGUCUGUUACAGCGAGUUUCUGGCGUGAGAUGCACUGAACUGUGGGUAAAUCCAUAGAAACUGCUGAUUGAUUAAUCAAUGUCAUAGUGUCAAGAGCCGCCCGUAUGACCCCUGACGCGACCUCUCAGUACAACUAGUCAGAUCUUCAUGUAGAAGAGGCGAUCGAAAGUAUAAAAAAACAAAAAAAAUAUAGAUCUGGGCCCUUAUUCACGAAAACUUAAACUAAGUUACAACCGAAAUUUUAAGAAAUACUGCAACUUCAUUGGAUAUAUGCAGUAUUUCUUAAAAUUUCGAUUGUAUCUUAGUUUAAGUUUUCGCGAAUAAGGGCCCUGUCGAAAGAUCUUGUCUUUUGUUGUGUUAACAAUUGUUUUGAUUUUCUUCGACAUAACUUGAUUAAUUCUAUAUAUGCCAAACAAGAGGGGUGAUGGCUAUAAACAAUCUAUAUUUUAUUGGGUUAAAUAUUUAACUUGGGCACAAUUAGGAACAUUUUUUUAAAGGUUUUUGACUAAACUAAUUCAGCUUACUAAAGAUACAUUAUGGGAGAUUAGAUAACGAGUUGGCAGUUCUCACUAUAAUAGUUAAAAACUACAUAAUGUAAAGGCAACUUGCUGAAAAUUUCAGUCAAAUUGAUCCACUAUAAACCGAGAACCAAGCGGAUGAAAGUUCCGCUUAGCCUCGAUCAUCAUUACUGAAGUCGAUAAGACAAAACUAAGUCUUGAUUAUCCAUUUAAUCGUUAAUCACGAAGGAAAGUUUUGCAGCAAAUCAGACUGUAAUCCAACAAAUAUCGCAGGCAAGCCUUGACAUCGAGAGCUGAUUAUGGUCUGGAUAAGUUAAUUAAUGUCCAAUUAAUAGUUUUUAUAACAUUUCAGGCCUAAAGAAAGACCUACAAAGAGCCGAUUUUGCUCUUGCAUAAUGUAUGUUUAAGUUAGCAGCCUUGUAAUAUUUUUUGACCCAUCUUGUGAUUAAACUAGUAAUAUAUAAAUGUGAUUUACAAUGAUCUUCGGAGCCAUAUGGUGUAUAAUUAAGUCUUGUAUUAUGUAUUAAAUUUAUUCAUUUAUUUGAAUUUCAACUAUUUUUAAUGUUUUGUUUAUUGUUAUCUACUAUUUUGUAUGUUUGUCUCUUUUUCAUCAUCCAGUUUAUCAAUCUUUUCGUGAAAAAUAUAUUAAUUUAUCUUACAGCAAUUGGGAACAUUUUUUUUAAGGUUAUUGGAAUCAAGUUUAUGUCGAUUCUGUUAGUUUUAUAGGGUUCUUAUUCCUUAAUUUAUUAUUUGUAAGCCUUUACAGCUACCCUGGUAUAUAUUAUUUAUAUGGUCUAUCCAAUAUUCCAGAAUUCAGAAUAACAUAUUGGAGAAUUAUUUAACCAUAAAAUAUUAUAUAUUAAAAUUGAAA
Molecule: messenger RNA, 2942 nt
Organism: Patella vulgata (common limpet)
Lineage: Eukaryota; Metazoa; Mollusca; Gastropoda; Patellidae
Exons: 5
Coding region: 215-904 (229 amino acids)
Biological process (GO): protein polyubiquitination; regulation of double-strand break repair
Cellular component (GO): nucleus
Molecular function (GO): RNA binding
Source: RefSeq, a predicted model, not a curated record